Messenger RNA from Amblyraja radiata (thorny skate), 5025 nucleotides. RefSeq names its product very low-density lipoprotein receptor-like. Gene Ontology annotation, cellular component: apical plasma membrane; signaling receptor complex; plasma membrane. The transcript is spliced from 13 exons. Gene Ontology annotation, molecular function: protein binding; hormone binding; calcium ion binding. Gene Ontology annotation, biological process: receptor-mediated endocytosis. Lineage: Eukaryota; Metazoa; Chordata; Chondrichthyes; Rajiformes; Rajidae. The record is from RefSeq and is a predicted model, not a curated record. The coding region runs from base 1 to 2142 and encodes 713 amino acids.
AUGACUUCGCGACCGCCCCGCUGUCACGGGCACUGCGCGGCCCCGAACCGUGCGCGGGCGGGCGGGAAACGUGCGCGCUCACGUGGGCUGGAAGUCCUCAUGUCGAGCGCUGUAGAGGGCGCGCGGGACAUGUGCCGGUUGCUGCUGCUGCUGCUGCUGCUGGCGCUGGCGGCGAUGGCUGCGGCCGCCGGGUCGGUGACAGGGGGAGCUGCCGUCCCGGGCUGGAGCGGUAGCGGGAGCCGGGCAGAAGGUGAUGUGGGAUGUAGUAAGGAUGAAUUCCAGUGCUUGAAUGGACUCUGUAUUUCUGUGCUGGUGUUAUGUAAUGGAAGAGACGACUGUAGCGAUUGGAGUGAUGAACAGAACUGUACUUUAUCAGAAAUAGCAGUGCAACUUGGAAAGUGUGGGGAGUUUGAGUUCCUGUGUGACACUGGACAGUGCAUCGAGCUACAAUCAGUUUGCGACAACUUUCCUGAUUGCACUGAUGGUAGCGAUGAGGCGAAUUGCAAUCAGAAUGAGUGCUUGGAAGCAAAUGGAAAGUGCUCUGAUUAUUGCUGGGACCUUCCUUUGGGUUAUGAGUGUGCUUGUCCAGCUGGAUUAGAGCUAAUAAAUCAUUUCACUUGUGUGGAUGUGGAUGAGUGUAGAGAUUCAAAUGUAUGUGACCAGAUUUGUGUUAACCUGCAUGGAUCGUAUAAGUGUGAAUGUUACCAACGGUAUCAGAGGGAUCCACACAGUGAUGCUUGCCGAGCUGCAGGAGAGGAGCCAUUUUUGAUUUUCACCAACCAUGGUAGUAUCAGGAAGCUGAACAUUAAUGGAAUGGAACAUGAAGAAUUAACUGACAGCUUGGAAAAUGCAGAAACAUUGGCUGUUUAUGUUGCAUUGUCAACAAUCUAUUGGUCAGAUGCAACUCAUGAGGGAAUAUUCAGCAAAUCUAUGGGCCAAGAAAGCAAGCAGAUUAUCAGUGAUGUGCAAAGAAUUGGUGGGAUUGCUGUGGACUGGAUAUAUGGCCACAUUUACUGGACUGAAGCUGCGGCUGGGACUCUAUCUUUUUCUACUCUGGAUGGACUGAGAAGGAAGACUUUAUUCUGUAUGAAUCUAGUGGAACCUGCAGCUGUUGUAGUCGAUCCAUACUCAGGGGUCUUGUACUGGGCCGAUUUGGGAGCGUCAGCAAAAAUUGAAAAGGCUGGGAUGGAUGGAGCUGACAGAAGGGUACUGAUCAGCAUUAGGAUUGAAAAACCCACAGGUCUUGCGCUAGACUUCAUUAAGAAUCGUCUCUACUGGAUGGACAGUGGACUGCAUGAGCUGUUUUACUCUGACCUGAAUGGGCACUUUCAAAGGAGUAUUCUUCAUUCCAAGAAAUACCUGACAAACCCAUUUGGUCUGGCAGUGUUUGAGAACCACAUCUAUUGGUCUGAUGAGGAAAGCAAGACUCUGUUCAGUGCUGACAAGUUUACAGGAGCUAAUGUGACAUCUCUGGCACAGAAUCUCACAGAGCCACGCAGUUUGGUCGUGUAUCACAAGCUGAUACAACCACUUGGGCAGAACUGGUGUGUUGAAGCUCAUGCUGCCUGCGAGUUCCUGUGUGUGCCAGCGCCUCACACUGCUCAACGUUAUGCAUGCCUGCGUCCAGACGAUAUGAAAUCAGAUAAGACCGGACGUAGAUGUGAAAUUGAGAUGAAUCGAGGCAUUUCACAGGACGAGGAAGUGGAUUCCAGCGCAUGGGAAGAUGACGGAGCGGAUUCCGGCGGGUCACAGGAGGAGAUGGAUUCUGGUCCAUCACUGGAGGAGGAGGGCGGGAAGUCUGAUUCAUCGGAGGAGGAAGGAGGGAAGACUAAUCUGUCGGAAAAGGAAGGAGAGAAAUCCAGUCCGUCGGAGGAGGUGGAAACCAAUUCCAGUCCGACGCAAAGGGAGGAGAAACCUAAAGCAGCUGAUCUGGCAUAUCUCGAUGCAGUAUCCGUAGGGAUUAUCGCAAUUAUAGUGGUCCUAAGUGGAACUGCAAUGUGCUGUGCUGCUGUCCACUGGAGAGUACUUUAUAGUCGCAACAAGGAACCGCGCUGCUUUUCCCCAGUUCCCCUCGAGGCAGAGAAUUCAUUGAUCUACAGCGAACAAGGUUCGGACGCCAUUUCCCAGCGCUCGUUGUUGUAAAGAUGAAGAGGCACACGUCUAUUGUAUGUGCGGGACUCGCAUUUCUGUCAGUAAUCUCCAUGGGCAGUGCUGCUCACAUGACUGGAUGUGCUAACAAUCAUCUAACAGUUAAUUUUAUUGCUCAGAGCCUUGAUAAAGUAUUUAUUUUUAAAGUUACAGUAUUAUUUAUUGCAGGAUUUAAUUUGGUGCCCAGCCAGGGAAUGUGUCAAAAAAUCUUUUCACUAAAUAGGAACCAUUUAUCCGAUUCCUCCACAGUCAAAUUAAACGCACAAUGAGCCUUCCAACUGCACUGAACAAUGUAAAAUAACUAUAAAGAGGUUUUUCGACAUAUUCCCUCAAUGUUAAUUCCAUAGAUUUCUGUGCAAUCGUCUUGUAAAAAUGAAAUUGAUUGCUGUUUCAAGUACGAUUUAGGAAUUUUGUCAGUCAAGUCCAAUGUUUCCAUAGUAGUUAAUAGAUAGCAAGUGUGCUUUUUGUGUUUUUUAACUUUCUCCCUUUAUAUUUGUGGCUAUUCCAGUCCUUAACUCUGAGCUAAGCCCCUUCACUGGGUGUGGUUCAUAGUUUCUUGGUGAGGAUCGACUACUGUAGGUUGUAUGGAGGUUCCCUUGCCCAUGAUUACCUGGCAAGUUCAAGUUAAAACCUCUCAUUGAUCUAAAUAUAAACCAUGUCUAAGAUUUUAAAUUCACACCAAAGCAUUUGAAAUGUUGCAAAUGUUAUCUGGAACUUGAAAGAGGAACAUCACAGCCUUGGCCAGUGUUGUCAAAAUAUUCCUAAUAGUUGAAACUUUAUGUGUCAGGUUCUGCUGCCUUAGAUUUGAAAGGUUGCCUGAAAUAGUGAACGGGUUGUGCACAAGUACAUUCUAACAUAACUGCAGCAAGGCAGUGAGCAAAGGAUCCAAUUCCAGAUCAAAUCUUCAACUGAAAAAUACAUGCCUAAUAGAAGCAGGAAAAAUGGACGACAAUUUACAUUACAUUUACACUCUGCCUAAAAGUGAAGUGGCUAUGAUUCAUAGAUUAUGUUGAAGGUGAAAAAUUUCUGACUGGAAUGACCUUCAUUCAUCAGUGUCCUUGUGGUGUCCUCUGUGGACCUCCCACCCUUUUCCUUUUUAAUUUGUUUGUUUAGUCUUUGUCGAUACCCUUAUUCUAUAAAAUUAAUACUGCCUUUAGGUUAAUACUUUGUCAAAAGCCUAGAAAGUGAUUGAUGUAUUUUACAUGAAAUGUUUCAUGUGCUGAACUUUUCCACAUCUUUGUGCUGUUUAUUUGCCCAUGAGGGAACUUGAAACAAAGUGGCCUUAGAUGUUAAAUGUAUCACCUGCAAAAAAAGCCAUAUUUUGCAUUUCUGUGCAUGGUCUACCAAUGUUGUGCUCACUGUAAAAUGUGGCACCAAGAAACUCUAUAAUUGCUGUGUGUUUGGAAUUAUUGUAAGUAUUGUGGGACUGAUAUUCAGUAUCACUGUGCAGAACUGUGGCAUUUGCACCAUUGCAGGACAACCCGCUACAUUUCUGAGUCGAAUAGGACUGGUAAUUGCCCACUGUAGCCAAAUUCACACUGCAGCAUAAACAGCAGAUCUUGGCAUUGAAGCAGUUAUAUCAAGAAUUAUUUCUGGUACAAAUAGUUACGUAGUGAUUAUGCACUUUAUUUACAAUCCAUACUUUGAAUAAAGUGACAUUAUUUCAGAGGUGCACUCUGGUAGCUAUGUGAGAUUCACCAGAGAUCUGUUGUGGCAGCAUCUUGUGUGUUUGUGUGAAUCUUGUAUAGGUGACACUUUGUUCUCUGCCCCAGGAUAAAUGUACGAGAUUAUUAUCAAUCAGUAAUGCUGGGGAAGUUUUAAAGGUGAGGAUUGUCCCCUUUACUAGGGAUAUUCAAACUUAUUGUUCUUCAAGAUGUAAUUAAUAUGUAUAAACAGCGCUAAAUUAUUAUUAGGUAAAGUGUUUGUGUUAAGACAUCGCUCAACAUUUUGUUGGUCUAUAGUGCCACUGGGACAGUUGCCCAAGAUGCAUGUACUGAAAUCACCUGAUCUCAGCUACACUAUCAGAUACUUCCAGCAACAUCGAAGUGUUGUACUUGCUGAUGUGGAGACCAGUGUUGAUUAUCCAAAUCCCACUUUCCUCUCUGCCAGAAAAUGACCAUUGAACUGCAUUGAUAAAGCAAAUCCCUCGGCAAUCCAUUCAUCUGAUAUGGACAACAAAGAUGCUGAAAGAGAGAACCCAUGAAAUCGAAGUGACUGUUCAUAAAACAAGAUAUUACUCUCAUUUGGCAACGAACUGUACGUCCAUUUGUGAACUGUCACAAUGACUUGGUUUGUUGCUCAGACCUCAUACACUCCUUCGUUUCUGUUCACUGCACUGUACUGGUGGGAUUUUAAACUACCCCACCCUUAUCAACUGUUCCCAACGCUGCCAAUUUCCAAUGAACACUGGUGACAAUUGGUGACUGGCCUGAGCUGCCAGUUUGACUUAAGGAUGUUCAAAAUCCCUUCGGCAUUCCCAUAACCUCCAGCAACACCUUUUAUUCUUUAUCUCUGAGCAAUUAGAACCACCUUGUUUACAUUACAAUUGUUCCUAACCAUUGAUGAAAAUUCAUUUCAUGAGUAUCAGCACUCUAGUUUAAAAAGGAAUGUGAAAACUGAUAUGUUCAUUGAAUCAAGUAUAUAAUAAUAACAUUGAUGCUAGUUGUUGGUUGUGAUUUAAAUUUCAGCAACAAGUUCAAGUUAAAGUUGUCAUAAAUCCUAAUUAUCAAUUUCCAUCAUGGUGAGGAGAAUUUGAUGUGCUCUACUGAACUGUCAACUGAUGUAACAAUUAUUCCCAGCAUCAACUGAUUAACUUCUAUUAAAACCAGGUUGAAAUCAAAAUGUGCCACUGGGUUAAAUAAAAUCUUGUGGAUCAUU